CUUGCAUCGCUUGCAUCGAUUGACUCGCCUCGACAUCCCCACUUUGAUGAUGUCAUCCUGCUUUUGCAUUAUGGACAAGAACAAUAAGUAGACCACCUUGGUCCCCAAUUUGAUCGUGGAAUCAAUUUCCAUUUUCAAUCUCAUUCAUAAUUUCGCUAAUCGCAAUGGCUGCCCCGAGAACCGUGCCCAUCUACCACUACUUCGACCUUGGCCGCCUGGGCCGCGGAGAAGUAGUUAAGCUGUUCCUCAUGGACGCGGGAAUCGACAUCAAAGAGAUUCGCUAUCCAUACGACGAGACCUGGUCUGAGAACAGUAAGAAGCUUCAGCAGCAGGGACUCACCAGGACACGCAAAUUGCCGUCAUUGGAGUACCAGGACUUGAUUCUGAGCCAGCACAUUCCCAUCUUGCGUUUCUUUGCCCGGGACUUGGGUCGCUACGAUGGCGAAACUAAUGCAGAGAAAUUCUUGGUUGAUGCGGUGUCGGACAUUUAUAUUGACUGGAGGUCUCAAUGGGUGGCGAAUCUGACGGAAAAGUCAGAAAAGUACAAGAAUGAGGUCGCCCCCGAUUACUAUAAUCUUCUUGAUCAGUACUACAGGGACCAUUCUGGCCCUUACCUGCUGGGCAACUCAGUUACCUAUGCCGACUUUGCCGUCUACCAAUCCAUUGAUAACGACGAGAGAACAGGAACACUUCCACCAUCUCUCCCAGAGUCUCUGCUCAAGUUCAGAGAAGCUUUCGAGCAGCGUCCCAAUAUUGCGGCAUACGUGAAGGAGACACGACAGGGCUAGGAUCUAGCUUCACCGAGCUCAGAAGCAUCCAUGCUCAGAUACAGUGAUUCUCGAAAUUGCCUUGACAAGUAUGCACUGAGACUCU
Molecule: messenger RNA, 873 nt
Organism: Aspergillus caelatus
Lineage: Eukaryota; Fungi; Ascomycota; Eurotiomycetes; Eurotiales; Aspergillaceae
Product: glutathione S-transferase
Exons: 3
Coding region: 165-788 (207 amino acids)
Biological process (GO): glutathione metabolic process
Molecular function (GO): glutathione transferase activity
Source: RefSeq, a predicted model, not a curated record